Messenger RNA from Cladocopium goreaui, 1842 nucleotides. The record is from the annotation of a GenBank genome assembly. Lineage: Eukaryota; Dinophyceae; Suessiales; Symbiodiniaceae.
AUGGUUCUGCCGCGGAUUGUUUCGCUUCGCGAGGUCGAGGCUCCCUUGGAACAGGUCGAGCUGGAGACGCCAAAACCCGGGGCGGGUGAGGUGCUGCUCAAAGUUGGAGCCUGUGGGGUUUGCCAUACCGAGUUGGACGAGAUCGAGGGCCGUACUCCACCGCCGAAGUUGCCCGUGGUGUUGGGGCACGAGAUUGUGGGCCGGGUGGUGGAAGUUGGCCCCGGUGUGCGAGACCUGGCGAAAGGCGACCGCGUGGGGGUGGGGUGGAUCUAUCGAUCGACCGGGGAAGAAGAUGAGAAUCUAAGCCCGCAGUUCGAAGCCACAGGACGCGAUGCGGCGGGAGGGGAUGCCGAGUACACAACGGUGCCGGAACAUUAUGCCUACAAGAUUCCCGACGCCUUCACCGACGAACAGGCGGCCCCGCUGUUGUGUGCGGGGGCGAUCGGUUAUCGCUCGCUGAGGCUAACCAACAUCAAGGAUGGCGAUCGAUUGGGGCUCACCGGAUUUGGUGGGUCGGCGCACUUAGUGCUGCAAAUGGCGCGGCACCGCUUUCCGAACUCGCAGGUGUAUGUGUUCGCCCGCGAUCCACAACAGCGGGAGUUUGCCUUGGAAUUGGGAGCCGCGUGGGCGGGCGAUACAGACGAUGUACCGCCGGAGCGUUUGCAAGCCAUCAUCGACACCACGCCGGCGUGGAAGCCGGUGGUUGCGGCGCUAGGCGUGUUGUUGCCCGGGGGCCGACUGGUGAUCAACGCGAUUCGUAAGCAGGAAGAGGACAAGGAGGCCCUGCUGGGGCUGAGCUAUCACGAGCACUUGUGGCUGGAACGCGAGAUUAAAAGUGUGGCCAACAUUACGGGGCGCGACAUUCGCGAGUUCCUGCCGCUGGCGGCCGAGAUACCGCUCAGGCCGGAGGUGACCACCUAUCGGCUCGAAGACGCCAACCGGGCGUUGCUCGAACUGAAGCGAGGCAGCGUUCGCGGGGCGAAGGUGAAGAUUCGACGGUCGAAGCUCUGCGCAGCGCUGGGCGUGCUACGGUUUCAGGAUGAGUUCCCCGAUAGCACCACAAAGGGUAGUAUUGCCGUAGUGGCGCUUUCGCUGGGGGCCGUGGUGCGGUUGCCCGCGGUGACCGGAGCCCAGCCCGAGGGCGAAUCGCUCGACCUGCAGUAUGCCAACGCUUACCUCGAACUGGCUAAGGCCGAACUGGCGAUCUUCCAAAACGCCAACCGAAACGUGCCGGGUACGGUUUCGGCCGAUGAGAUCGGCAUGCGACAAGAGAAUGUCCAGGCCUUCGAGCAACUGGUUCAAGAUGUGAAAGACGGUAAGGGCUUCGACCGCAUGUCCGUGCUGGUGAUGUUGGCCAAGCACGAUAUCCAUCGGGCUCAGUCGGAUAUUCAACGUGCCCGUAUGGUGAACCAGCAGGCUCCCGGCACCUUCGGCGAGGAUCGCAUCGAGAAGAUGCAGGCCCUGGAGGAACUCUCGAAGUUGAACUACGAGACCGGCAAGCAAGCCAUGAGUGCCUCGGAAGCCGAGCAACUUCGGUGGCGAGUUUCGGUGCUGGAAGAUGAAAUGAGCCAGCUUCGCGAUCAGGCCCAGCAGGAAGCCAACCGGCAGCUCAGCGAAGAGGAAUGCCGGCGGCUGCACUCGAAGUACCGCAUCGAACUUUCCGAGCAUAUCGAGAAGUGCCUGAAGCAACUGCCGAACUUUUUCCCAGGGUUCGAGCUGAGCACACUGGUUAGCGAUAUCGGCUGGGGGGCGAAGGUGUCUCGGGACGACAUGGGGACUGACGCCGAGGGGAAGCGCACCAAUUUCUACAGCCGGCCGACCCCGACUCGUUCGCCGAGUUGA